CCGUCCCACCCAUGCCCAUCUCAAGCCUCAACGGACGGUCACUUUCCAGGCCAAGGUGCGAGGUGGGAAAAUCGUGGCGGAAGCAUCAUCGUACGUUAAAACUUGGCACUUGGCCUUUUUCAUCUCCACUCAUUCUCCACUCUUCUCUUCCCCAGUAAUUAUACAUCAGAAGAAUAAUUAUGGCGAUCAUAAUGCCACAUGAAUAAUAAUUAUUUCUGCACAACAGAGUGGAAGCUUAACCACCACUCAGCGCUUUCGACUGGAUUGUUGAGAAGAAGCAGCAUCGAGACGUUGGGAGGAAGCAUCAAACGUCGCCGCCUCCCGAAUUUAUGGAAAUGUCGACUUCUGUCUGCUGCAUUUGUCCUUCUUCUUCUUCUUAUCCAUGCUCGAAGCUGCCGCUGCGCCGUUCAUGGAUGCUCGCUGGAAGCAAUGGGGGACGGCGGGCUCAACUUCUUAAUCCUCUCUCUACCCUAUGCAUCACCAAUGGCUACGCAAACAGUGCCACCAGCUCCAGCAGUAGCAGCAGUUCUCGAUUCAGCGCCAGAACCACCAGCCCCAGCAGUGGGAAGAAGCUAUUCAGGAGAAUGGAUUCUUGCUUGGUGAUUCCUCCACAGACUGAAGGCAAACCGCCGCGCGCAAUUAUCAAAUUCUUGGGCGGUGCGUUCGUCGGAGCAGUUCCGGAGGUCACUUACGGCUAUCUGAUGGAGCAAUUGGCCAAGGAAGGGUUUCUUGUUAUCUCCGUGCCCUACAAUGUCACCUUCGAUCACUCUUCAGCUGCUAACCAAGUCUAUGAAAGGUUCAAUUCUUGCCUGGACUCGUUACUGCAAAAUGGACUGCCUGAUUCCGACCUCACUCCUGCAAACCUCGCCGGCCUUCCACUUUUCUCUGUUGGGCAUAGUAAUGGGGCACUUCUCCAAGGGCUUGUAGGAAGUUAUUUCGCAGAGAGGAUUCCUAAGGCUAAUGUCAUUGUCUCAUUCAACAACAGGCCUGCUACAGAGGCUGUACCAUACUUUGAGCAGUUUGGGCCUCUUGUCAACCAGAUGAUGCCAGUUAUGGAAGCAUCGCCUGUAUAUUCUAUGGCUAGGACUGCCUCAGGAGAUGCUUGGAAGUCUCUACUUGAUAUGGCUGAAGCUAUAGUGCCAGAAAAUAGUCAGGAAGCCCUCGGUGCAUUCACAAAGUUCGUUGAUCAGUUGCCUUCGGUGAUGAAUCAGGUUACUGAAGGGAUAUCCGAAUUCAAGCCAACACCUGCCGAAAAUCGUGAUUGUUUCAAGAACUUGUACAAUGUCCCGCACACAUUACUGGUGAAGUUCGAUUCAGACACAAUUGAUGAGUCGGAUCUCCUUGAGGAAGCGCUGAAGCCUCGGAUUGAGUCCAUGGGUGGGACAAUAGAAAAGAUUCAGUUAAGUGGCACCCAUCUCACUCCAUGCAUCCAGGAACCAAGAUGGGAAGUCGGUGAUGUGUAUACUCCUGCAGACGCCAUUGCUCAAGGACUUAAAAGUCUUUCACUGGGUGAUACCCGAGGCCUGGCUAUAACCAUCAGUAACUGGCUUGCAAGGUUUGAAGACUAGAUGAAGUUGCUCGUCAGAAAUGGCCUGCUAAAGCUCUCUACUUAAGGUCGGAUUUCUCGGUGACUGACAACUGCUCCGCAGUGUGAUUGAACAAGCAGAAAGAACAAGUUUACAUAUGCUGCUGCAACCAUGGGAUUCGAACUAUGCCUUCCCGGUUACAUGUUGGAAGGAUUCUAUUCACAAAACUCACUGCCCUGCUCUUCAUUUGAUGUUUAUAUUUCCUGAUGUGAGUGGAUAAUGGAUUAUAGUAUUAGUGGUGGCCAUAUAUAACUUGUUACCUGACAUUUAGAUGGAAGAUAGUCUAGAAAGUCUUCAGAAUUCAAAUUAGCAAGCUGGACAGUGAAAAUACAACGUACAAUGUCCAUCUUUAUUGAAUUCCAUACGUAUUGUUCUCUUUUUGGUCAAGUACAGGCUAACUUCAGUCAUGGCCUCAUGGGUACAUAGUUUGGUCUUUGAAUGCUGAAACACAAAACCUUAUGAUACUGCUGCCUUACAGCUUGAGACAAAA
Messenger RNA from Linum tenue, 2076 nucleotides. The record is from the annotation of a GenBank genome assembly. NCBI's taxonomy places the organism in Eukaryota, Viridiplantae, Streptophyta, Magnoliopsida, Malpighiales, Linaceae.